Metarhizium album ARSEF 1941 is the source of this 3255-nucleotide messenger RNA. RefSeq names its product Phosphatidylserine decarboxylase. The record is from RefSeq and is a predicted model, not a curated record. The transcript is spliced from 5 exons. The coding region runs from base 1 to 3255 and encodes 1084 amino acids. Gene Ontology annotation, molecular function: calcium ion binding; phosphatidylserine decarboxylase activity. Gene Ontology annotation, biological process: phospholipid biosynthetic process. NCBI's taxonomy places the organism in Eukaryota, Fungi, Ascomycota, Sordariomycetes, Hypocreales, Clavicipitaceae.
AUGCGGCCCAAGACGGACAAGACGGACAACGCGGGGUCUGGAGGCGAGGCGGCCGGCGGCCUGGCUUUGAAGCUGGUCAUUCUGAAGGCCAGAAACCUGGCCGCCAAAGAUCGUGGAGGCACUUCCGACCCGUAUCUCGUCAUUACCUCCGGUGAUAGUAAAAUUGUCACCCAUUCAGUCCCCAAAACUCUCAAUCCAGAGUGGAACGUGAUCGAAGAACUUCCAGUAAAUUCACCUCAGAACCUUCUCCUCGAUGUCAUUUGCUGGGACAAAGAUCGAUUCGGCAAGGAUUACAUGGGCGAGUUCGACAUCGCUCUCGAGGAGAUAUUCCAAAAUGAACGAACUGAAGUGGAACCCCGUUGGUUUGCCCUAAAGAGCAAAAGGCCUGGCAAGAAAACGGGCGUUGUCUCUGGCGAGGUCCUCCUGCAAUUUUCCCUCUUCGAUACGGCCAACCUGGGCAGCUCCUCCAGAGACAUUCUGGACAAAUUCUACGCCAUCGUUGGCUCCAUUUCUGCCUCUAUGCCGUCGCCCAAGCCACACUUGACACCUGCACUAAAUCAAGACGCGACAUCUUCGGGCCUGGAAGAGCCCCGCGACGAGGACGACGAGGAUGACCUGACCGAAUUCGACGAUGAAGAGGGUGACGACCCAUCCAAACCGGAAACGGCCGAAAAGAGGCGCCGUAGACUUAGGAUCAGGGGUCUGAGGAAGCGACGAAGAGACAAUCCCUACGCCUUUAACAACGGUGGUUCGGAUGUUGUGGGCAUCAUCUUCCUCGAGAUUGUCAAAAUCACCGACCUGCCCCCCGAGUCUAACCUCACGCGAACAAGCUUCGACAUGGACCCGUUUGUAGUAGCGUCCCUGGGCAGGAAGACGUACCGUACACGCCGUGUCAGGCACAACUUAAACCCCGUCUACAAUGAAAAAAUGAUCUUCCACGUGCAGGGCCACGAGCAAGCGUAUUCUUUUUCCUUCACUGUUAUCGACCACGACAAGUAUUCUGGAAAUGAUUUCAUUGCAUCGUGCAAUCUGCCGGUACAGGAGCUCAUCGAGAGGGCGCCGCAAGCCAACCCGGAAACCGGAUUGUACGGACUGCGGGAGCCGGACGAACACGCCCCCUCGGCCGCCAGAUCCCGCUUCAAGAAGCUGGGCAUGUCACGGUCGUCAUCCACACAAAGCUUGGGCAAAUUGAUGCGUCCGCAGCUGUCGAAAACCUCACCAACCACGAGCAACAACACGUCACACAGCACCAGCGUUGAGACAAGUCAGACCCUAUCCGCCAACACCGCUGCGCCAGUCUCUGAUGCGUUUGCUAACCCAGCUGAACCGUCGGAUGCUGGUGCCGAAGUUGAGGGAUCCGACUUCCAUGACUUUGUGGUGCCGCUGAAAAUGAAGAACCUGGACAAGUGGGAGAGUAAGCACAGCCCUCAGAUUUACCUCAGAGCAAAGUACAUGCCGUACCCAGCUCUGCGGCAGCAAUUCUGGCGGGCCAUGCUUCGCCAGUACGAUACCGACGAGAGUGGUGAGAUUAGCCGCGUUGAGCUCACCACAAUGCUGGACACGCUAGGGUCUACCCUGAAGGAGUCUACCAUUGACAGCUUCUUCCAUCGAUUCCCCCACAAAGCUGCUGACAACGAAGAGACGUGGGAUCUGACCAUGGAUGAGGCAGUGAUUUGCCUGGAGGAUCAGCUUGCGGCCAAGAGCAAGCCCACGACAGUUGCAGACAAGGUGAAGAGCCUGGUCCCGGACCUGAAGCAACUUGGAGUUCAUAACAGGCCAGACAUUGCUGGGGAUCUAAGCUCCACCAACGCGUCGGGCACCUCGACCCCCCAAAUCGUCGUUGAGGCACAUACUCCCAUUGACGCCAAGGGCUCCGGCGAGGAGGAGAGCGACGAGAGCGGCGACCGAGACGAGGAACACGUUGUAGAAAUUCGCGAAUGUCCCAUCUGCCACCAACCACGACUCAACAAGCGCAACGACACGGACAUUAUAACUCACAUCGCUACUUGCGCCAGUCAGGACUGGAGACAAGUAAACACAGUGCUGAUGGGUGGCUUCGUGACGGCCAGCCAGGCCCAACGCAAGUGGUACUCCAAGGUCAUUACCAAGAUCUCCUAUGGCGGCUACAAGCUGGGCGCCAACUCGGCCAACAUUCUCGUGCAAGAUCGCAUGACUGGUCAGAUCAAUGAAGAGAAGAUGAGUGUCUAUGUAAGACUGGGGAUCCGGCUGCUGUACAAGGGUCUGAAGUCGCGUGACAUGGAGAACAAGCGAAUCCGAAAAAUGUUGAAGAACCUGAGCAUAAAGCAAGGACGCAAGUUUGACGACCCAGCUUCUAGGGAAGAAAUCGAAAAGUUUAUCGAGUUUCACGGCCUGGACAUGUCAGAAGUUCUUCUGCCCAUUGAGGAGUUUAAGAACUUUAACGAAUUUUUCUACCGAGCACUGAAGCCGGAUGCUCGACCGUGCUCCGCACCCAACAACCCGGGCAUCAUCGUGUCGCCAGCCGACUGUCGAAGCGUCGUGUUCAACCAGAUUACUCAGGCAACCAAGGUCUGGGUCAAGGGAAGAGAAUUCAGCAUCAAGAGGCUGCUAGGGGAUGCUUAUCCAAAUGACGCGGCCCGCUAUGAGAAUGGCGCGCUGGGCAUCUUCCGACUAGCACCACAAGACUACCAUCGAUUCCACGUUCCCGUCGACGGCACCAUGGGCAAGCCAGUCACCAUUUCCGGCGAAUACUACACAGUGAAUCCCAUGGCCAUCCGGUCCGCGCUCGACGUGUACGGCGAAAACGUGCGCGUCAUUGUGCCGAUUGACAGUGUGGCGCACGGCAGAGUCAUGGUGAUUUGCGUGGGGGCAAUGAUGGUUGGCAGCACGGUCAUUACACGGAAGGCGGGAGACGAGGUCAAGAGGGCCGAGGAGCUGGGGUAUUUCAAAUUUGGCGGCAGCACGGUGUUGCUCCUCUUCGAGCCCGGCAAGAUGGUGUUUGACGAUGACUUGGCAGACAACUCGAGCACGGCGCUGGAGACAUUGGUGCGAGCGGGCAUGUCGAUUGGCCACUCACCAGACGUAGGGCAACACACACCAGACAUGCGCAAGAGUGAGGAGGACAUCACGGAGGCGGAGAAGAAGGAGGCCAAGCGGCGUAUCCAGGGCAACUUUGCCAUGGGGCAGUCUCCCAGCGAUAGCGGCGACGACGAGCGUCCCAUGCGCAAGCUGUCAAACGUGCCAACCAUGAACACAAUGGCGGCGUCAGCCAUGUAG